Molecule: messenger RNA, 4701 nt
Organism: Gopherus evgoodei (Goodes thornscrub tortoise)
Lineage: Eukaryota; Metazoa; Chordata; Testudines; Testudinidae
Gene: CNTN6
Product: contactin 6
Exons: 23
Coding region: 286-3372 (1028 amino acids)
Biological process (GO): cell-cell adhesion; brain development
Molecular function (GO): cell-cell adhesion mediator activity
Source: RefSeq, a predicted model, not a curated record
UGGGUAGUACCAGUGAAGAGACACACAAUGCUCAGUGGAUAAAAGGCUUGUAGUCCCAGCUGGGAAAAUAGUUCCAUUAUCUCCCAGCUGCAUAGACAUUCCAUACGGCUUGGUUCUGCCUGGAUGAACAGUGUGGCUUGCUGAGAGCUUGAAACAGUUCUGCAGAAAAUUGUAGAGAUCCUGAGACAUUUCACUGUUAAGAUCUAAUAUAAAGACAGUUCCAGGAAGAUAUAUUUUAUUCUCUGCUGAUUGGAUGGGAGGGAUUUUUGACCUUGGAAAGUGGAGAUGAUGUUGCUAUGGAAACUAGUCAUUCUGUUGCCACUCCUGAGCUGCAACACAGAGGAAGAUACUCUUCACAGUCCUAUUUUUAUUCAAGAGCCAUAUGACAUCAGUUAUUCUAUUGGUUCAGAGGAUCCUGAAAUACUGCUGAAUUGUACAGCCAAAGGAUAUCCAUUGCCAUACUACAGGUGGAAGCAAAAUGGCAGAGAUAUUGAUCUUACCAUGAGUUAUCACUACAGGUUGGUUGGAGGCAGCUUGGCAAUCAAUAACCCACAUACAAAACGGGAUACUGGAACAUACCAGUGUUUGGCUACAAAUUCAUUUGGAACAAUUCUGAGCAGGAAGGCAAAGCUUCAAUUUGCAUAUCUUGGAAAUUUUGAAACCAAAACAAGAAGCACUGUCUCAGUCAGAGAAGGACAAGGAGUGGUUUUGCUUUGUGGUCCUCCACCACACGAUGGAGACCUUUCCUAUGCUUGGAUCUUCAAUGAUAACCCCUUGUAUGUUCAGGAGGACAGCCGUCGAUUUGUCUCCCAAGAGACAGGAAAUCUAUACAUCGCCAAAGUAGAGCUAUCUGACGUGGGCAAUUACACCUGUGUUGUAACUAACGCUAAAUCAGAACAAAGUGUUCGGGGCCCACCCACUCCACUCAUCCUCCGUAGUGAUGGUGUGAUGGGAGAGUAUGAACCAAAGAUUGAAGUACAUUUUCCAGAAACAACAUACGCAGAGAAGGGUUCAUCUGUUAAACUGGAAUGCUUUGCCCUUGGAAAUCCAGUUCCCAGUAUUAGCUGGAAGAGGAGUGAUGGACACCCAUUGGCAAGGAAAAUCAAACACUACAAAUCCAAAGGAGUCCUUGAAAUCCCAGAUUUUCAGCAGGAAGAUGAAGGUUUUUAUGAAUGUAUUGCAGGGAACAUUAGAGGAAGAAACAUUGCAAGAGGUCAACUAAUAAUCUAUGCGCUCCCUGAAUGGGAUAAAAAAAUCCAAAAUGCCUAUCUGUCUCUCUAUGACAGCUUGUUUUGGGAAUGUAAGGCAAGUGGAAAACCAAGUCCUUCCUACAGUUGGUUAAAAAAUGGCCAACCCCUUAUGCCAGAGGAGAGAAUUCAAAUAGAAAAUGGAACUCUUACCAUAACUAUGCUGAAUGUGUCAGAUUCUGGCCUCUAUCAGUGUGUUGCGGAAAAUAAAUACAAUACAAUUUACACCAAUGCUGAGUUAAGAGUGAUAGCUUCUGCCCCAGAUUUUUCCAAAAAUCCUGUGAAACAAUUGUCAGUUGCUCAAGUUGGGGGUGAAGUUACCAUUGAAUGCAAGCCAAAUGCUUCUCCCAGGGCAGUUAUCAACUGGAAAAAGGGCACCAAUCUUCUGCAACAAAACAAAAGGAUCUUUAUGCUAGAUGAUGGCAGUCUCAAGAUAUAUAAUAUUACCAAAACAGAUGCAGGAGUGUACACUUGUAUAGCAAUGAAUCAGUUUGGAGUUGCCAGGAAUUCAGGAAACCUGAUUGUGAAAGAGAGGACUGUAAUUACUGUUCCACCUUCUAAAAUGGAUGUUACAGUUGGAGAGAGUAUAGUGCUACCAUGUCAGGUAUCCCAUGACCCCUCUGCUGAGGUUGUGUUCACAUGGUCAUUCAAUGGAGAUGUGAUAGAGUUUAAAAGAGGAGUGAAUCAUUUUGAAAGAAUUGGAGGAGAAUCUGUUGGGGAUUUGAUGAUAAGAAAUAUUCAGCUAAAUCAUUCCGGGAAAUAUGUUUGCAUGGUACAAACAACCAUAGACAGUCUAUCUGCAACAGCAGAUGUAAUUGUAAGAGGCCCUCCAGGUCCCCCACAAGAUGUUAGAGUCGAACACAUUUCUAGCACUACUGCCCUGCUAUGCUGGAGACCAGGAACAGAUAAUAAUAGUCCAGUCCAUAUCUACAGUGUUCAGACAAGGACUCCUUUUUCAGUUGGAUGGCAGGCAGUUUCAACCGUUCCUGAAGUUCUCAAUGGCAGAACCUAUUCAGCAACCGUGACUGGUUUAAACCCUUGGGUGGAAUAUGAAUUCCGUGUGGUUGCUGGCAAUAACAUUGGGAUUGGGGAGCCAAGCAGACCAUCAGAGCUGCUAAGAACGAAAGCAUCAAUUCCUCUAGUGGCACCAACAAAUGUGAGCGGAGGCGGAGGGAGUCGCUCUGAGCUUGUCAUCACAUGGGAGUCAGUUCCUGAAGAAUUACAAAAUGGGGAAGGUUUUGGCUACAUCAUUAUGUUUCGGCCUCUUGGUUCAACAAGCUGGACGAAGGCAGUAGUGGCUUCAAUAGAAGCAUCGAAGUAUGUCUACAGAAAUGAAAGUAUCACACCUCUCUCCCCUUUUGAAGUUAAAGUGGGUGUCUACAAUAAUGAAGGAGAAGGGACUCUGAGCUCCAUAUCUAUUGUCUACUCAGGAGAAGAUGAGCCACAGAUUGCACCAAAGGGGGUUUCUGUGCAGAGCUUUUCAGCUUCUGAAGUUGAAGUAUCUUGGAAUGCUAUUGCAUGGAACAGGCACACAGGAAGGGUACUUGGCUAUGAGGUUUUAUACUGGACAGAUGAUUCCAAGGAAACUGCAGCUGGUAAAGUUAGAGUCAGUGGAAAUGUAACAGCAAGAAACAUCACAGGACUAAAGGCCAACACAAUAUAUUUUGCAACAAUAAGAGCUUACAAUACAGCUGGGACAGGACCAUCCAGCACUCCAGUCAACAUCACUACUAAGAAAUCGCCACCAAGUCAACCACCAGUGAAUAUUGCAUGGAAACUGACAAAUUCAAAAAUAUGCUUGAAUUGGGAACAUGUAAAAACAAUGGAAAAUGAAUCAGAGGUGUUAGGCUACAAAAUUUCGUACAGGCAAAAUAGACAAAGCAAAACUCAUAUACUGGAGACAAAUAACACCUCAGCUGAGCUUCUGGUACCAUUUGAAGAAGAUUAUCUCAUAGAAAUAAGAACAGUCAGUGACGGUGGGGAUGGCAGCAGUAGUGAGGAAAUUAGGAUUCCAAAAAUAUCAAGUUUAAACUCCAGAGGAACAAAAUCAUUCCAGUUGGUAGUCCAUGUGCUAACAAAUGGGAUUAUGAUUCUGAGUUGCAUUCUUACUUUCUCAGCUCUUUGAUGAUUAAAGCCAGGGACAGUCAUGGACUUUUGAAAGUAAAUCAUCUAUAGAUUUUAUCCUGAUACUAAAGCCACAGCCAACAUUCGCGAUGACUAUACUAUUGAGGGGUGGGAAUGUACACUGUACUUUAUUAAGAAUGUAAAUAACAAUAUUGCAUUACUAAAAUAUAUUAAAAUCUGAGAAUAAAUAUAUAUAAAUAAAUUAAACGGAGUGGUGCCAAAAUAUAGCUGUGUGAUUGCAAUAAGUGACAUCUAUUAUAUUUUGCAAACAAUGAGAUAUGGUACAAAUCCAGUUUAAUUAUAUGACCCACAUGAAAGACCCAGGCCAACUCAUAAAUUGUGAAUUGAUAAUAAAGAAGGAAUAGGUUUGCAGAUGUUUGUGAAGUGGAUAUUUAGCCUACCUUCUCAUUUCAAUCUAUACACAAGAAUAAUAACCACACUUCACAAUUUAAUGAAAUAAUAUUUGUUUACAUUUUGCACCUAUUUGUAUCAGGUUACUACUUAGAUGUUACAAAACAUGAAUUGACAUAUAAUGUACCCUUUUGAACUUUACCAAAUUAUUUUCUCUGAAAAGGGAAAUAGUCAUCUGCUUCUACAAAAGGAAUUAGAGUCCAGUCCAAACCCAUUGAACUCAGUUAAAACAAUCCCAUUGACUUCAAUCCCACAGCCCUUGGAUCAGGCCUUCAACAGGACAAUAUUUCUUAUGAUAUAGCAUACACUAAACCAGUAUAUUCUCAAAUACGCUUUUAAAAAACUUUUUCAUGCAAAGAAACUAUUCUGGUCAAUAAAUCAAGCAUUUCAGAGGGGACUAAAUAUUUAUUAUUUAUUAUUAUGAAAGGAACAUCUUCAUGGUUGGUCUGCGAAAUAUUUGAUGUACUAUUUUUCUUAUAAAUGUUUGGAAAAUCAAUGUAAUUUUGUGUUUCAUUUUCUAAAUCAUCUGCUUCAGUUCUGUUUUUCUAAUAAAUAAAUAACUGAAUAAUCCAACCAUAUAGUUACUUAAAUAUUUAAGACUAUAUUUUCAUCUUACUGCUUUUGGAUAUACUUUGUGUACAUAAUUUCCUUUAGCAUUAAUGCAAUUCACAAGCAUACAACAGUGCCACUCAGGAGAUGAAAAGUUGAUGUGUGACCUUAUAGAAAACUCACCGCAUUUUCACUGUAUCUUUUUUAUACCAAUACUACCCUAUUGAAUAAAAUGCAAUCAUUGAAAGAAUUAAUAACGAAUCUAAGGAGAGCUUUUUUCUGUUAUCAAUAAAGUAUACAGUGGCUUGUUGAAAAGCUCUGCAUAUUGAUUUGACAUAAAUCAUCCCAAAUGUUGAAAAAGUUCUGAAAU